AUGACCAAGCCACUCGUGAUUAAAAAUACAAAGGAAAUGUUGACAAACUUGGACUUUCCACAAUCUGUCAAGGUCGCCGAUUUUGGGUGUUCGUCGGGACAAAACACGUUUCUAGUGAUGUCUGAGAUUGUCAAUACAAUCAAUUUGCUGUGUCAAGAACGGAACCAAAAACAGCCAGAGAUAGAUUGUUGUUUGAAUGAUCUCCCUAAUAACGAUUUCAAUGCAGUUUUCAAGUUCAUAGCUCUCUUCAAGAAAAAAGUCACAAGUGAAGGACCGUGCUUCAUAUCCGGAGUCCCUGGUUCUUUUUACUCAAGGCUCUUCCCUCGCAAGUCUCUCCAUUUGGUACAUUCAGUGUACAGUAUUCAUUUUCUCUCUAAGGUUCCGGAUGGACUGGAGAAGAACAGCAUGAAUGUGUACAUAACAAAUUCAAGUCCUCUAAGUGACUACAAGGCUUACUUGAAUCAAUUUCAAAGAGAUUUCACAACAUUUCUUAGAAUGCGCUCUGAAGAGAUGGUACGUAAUGGACGUAUGGUUCUUACAAUCAUGGGCAGAAACACUCUUGGUGAUCCAUUGUAUAGGGAUUGUUGUCAUUGCUGGACACUAUUAUCCGACUCUCUCCGCGACUUAGUCUUGGAGGGUCUUUUGAGUGCAUCAAAAGUGAAUUCGUUCAAAAUCCCUUUUUAUGAUCCGACCGAGGAAGAAUUAAAGGAGAUAAUAAGGGAAGAAGGAUCCUUCCAAAUACACGAGUUGGAGACGCAUGGAUUUGAUCUUGGCCAUAGUAACGAGGAUUGUAUCUCACAAGCAGGACAAAAAGAAGCUGGUUGUAUAAGAGCAGUGACAGAAUCAAUGCUCGUAGCUCACUUUAAAGAUUCAAUCAAUAUCGAUGCAUUGUUUAGCAAGUAUGCGCAUCAUGUGUCCCAGCAUGCUAGCUGCAAGAUCAAAACGACAGUAACUCUGGCCGUUUCAUUGAUUCGCAGAUAA
Messenger RNA from Eruca vesicaria subsp. sativa (arugula), 981 nucleotides. Lineage: Eukaryota; Viridiplantae; Streptophyta; Magnoliopsida; Brassicales; Brassicaceae. The record is from the annotation of a GenBank genome assembly.